AUGGCAGGUUUUAGCACUAUCACGAAGUCGAGGCAAAGAAGGGGCUCGAUAGUAGUUAAGGCAACAGAAGAAGCAGUGAAAACCUCCUCGAAGAGAAGGUUGGCCGCGUUCCACGAGUUGCCGGAUUGGCAAAAGGAUAAUGACCUUAUUUGGACUGGGUACGUAAAAGAGACUAAUUCUAUAAGGGCUUGCCUACGGUCGAUGACCUACUUCAACAACGAAUCUGUGAACAUUUACACCCACUUGGUUCCAAGCAUUACAUACCUAGUGGUGUUGCUGUUAUUGACACAGCUCGUUUUGGACAAAGUGGUCCCGGGAAGCACGUUCAGGGAAUAUUUGAUGAUUAAUUUGUACCUUGUGGGUGCUGUAACUUGCUUGAUGUGUAGCUCGUGCUUUCACUGUUUGAAACACCAUUCUGAAAAGCACAAUAACGUAUGGUCCAAGGUUGACUAUGUUGGUAUCAUAGUCCAGAUAUCAUGCUCUAUCCUGUCCUUGCUUUACUACGGCUUGUACGACCAAUUCAGUCUUUUCCUUUUCUUCGCAUGUUUCACACUCGUGCUUAGCUGCUGCUGCACUGUUUUUGUCUUGCAUGAUAAAUUCAACAGUGUUGCAUUUAGGCCCAUCCGGGCUGUUUUCUUCACCGUGUUUGGACUCAGUGGCAUCAUUCCGGUGCUGGCUGGGUAUCUACACCCUGGGAUUGCAGGAUGGAUGAUUCGGAUUCAGCUAAAAUUCGUUAUAAUAGAGGCUAUUUUCUACAUUUUGGGAGUUGUCCUCUAUGGGUUGCGCAUACCCGAAGCUUUAGCUCCUGGUAAGUUUGACUUCGUUGGCCACUCACAUCAAAUCUUCCACAUCAUGGUUGUCCUUGGCUCUAUUUGUCAUUUUAGGGCUCUUAUUGGAUCAUACGUUUAUAUGAGCACUGGCAAACACUAUAGUGGAUUGCUCAUGUUGUCCUAA
Messenger RNA from Eremothecium sinecaudum, 954 nucleotides. It is a transcript of the gene IZH1, whose product is annotated as PAQR-type receptor. Lineage: Eukaryota; Fungi; Ascomycota; Saccharomycetes; Saccharomycetales; Saccharomycetaceae. The transcript has a single exon. Gene Ontology annotation, molecular function: signaling receptor activity. Gene Ontology annotation, cellular component: membrane. Bases 1 to 954 code for a protein of 317 amino acids. The record is from RefSeq and is a predicted model, not a curated record.